UUGCUCUUUUACUCUCAAUCUCGGAAGAAGAACUCUAGGGUUUAUUUCAAAAUCCCUCUAAAAUUUCUAACCUUUACCAAAGUUUUGAUCUUUCUAUCACUAACCGAUGAUGAAGCGACAUGGUGAAGGAAGUGAUUCCAGCGAGGACUCGAGUUCGGAUUGCUUUGAAAUCCGACACAAUGCCCAACCACUCACGAGGAAUCAUGAAGAUGACGACGAAUGUUCCGGCACGGAGGCUACUAUCGGGGAGAGAAAGAAGAUGAAGACGAAGACAUUGUUGGUAUCUUCUGUUGCUGCUGCUCCGAAGAUGAACUGGACUGAGACUGACAUGCUCCUCAUUCUCAGGGGUAUUGUGAAGUAUCAAAAUGAAACGAAGUUGAGCUACUCAUCUGACUGGAGUGGGGUUUACGAUCUUAUCAGAGGUUCCAUGGAAUCAGAUUUCUCAAAGAGACAGCUACAAAAUAAGAUUCUCAAGCUGAAGUGGAGAUUUGAAGAGUAUCAGACGAGAUCUAAUGAUGGAAGAAGUCUUUCUUUUGCUAAUGCUCUUGAUAAACAAAUCUUUAGAUUGUCAUGGGCCAUAUGGGGUCAAAACAAAACCAAAUCUGCUUUUAGUGAGAACAAGAUGGACCAGAGCAAGGUUUUGAAGGAGCGUGUACCUUGUGUGGAGCAGGUUCGGGUGAGUAAAGCGAUUGAUGAUGGUGAGAUAGACAAGUCUGAGGAUUUGAAUGUUCUUCAAGAGGCACUUGAGGUGGCGGCAUCAUUUCAAAGUUUUGGUAAAUACCAACAGAAGUCGCUGCUUCGAAACUUGAAAAAUCUUGGAGCUACGCAAAGGAAAGAGCUAACCGAUGAAUGGAAGGCAUUGCUUGCUGAGGAAAUGCAAUUGAGUGUCAAGAAACAAAGUUUCUAUGCAAAGCUUGUUACCGCUGCCUUUUCUGCUUGACUCAAAAAGGGAAAUAGCUCUGCUUUUGGAAUGUUAUGGUGUUUUAGGUUGGUAAUUAGUAAUUGCUAUCUUCUGUUUAAGCCAUCGUUUUGAACAGUUAAGUAAAAGGGCUUAUGACUUCUUUUUGGUAA
Messenger RNA from Capsella rubella, 1071 nucleotides. Its product is annotated as GLABROUS1 enhancer-binding protein-like 3. The coding region runs from base 107 to 940 and encodes 277 amino acids. The transcript is spliced from 3 exons. The record is from RefSeq and is a predicted model, not a curated record. Gene Ontology annotation, cellular component: nucleus. Lineage: Eukaryota; Viridiplantae; Streptophyta; Magnoliopsida; Brassicales; Brassicaceae. Gene Ontology annotation, biological process: regulation of DNA-templated transcription.